Molecule: messenger RNA, 1210 nt
Organism: Drosophila serrata
Lineage: Eukaryota; Metazoa; Arthropoda; Insecta; Diptera; Drosophilidae
Product: sentrin-specific protease 1-like
Biological process (GO): proteolysis; protein desumoylation
Cellular component (GO): nucleus
Molecular function (GO): deSUMOylase activity
Source: RefSeq, a predicted model, not a curated record
CGCCGACCGUUACAUCACCUGGGGUUCCAUCUUGACCAACAAUAAGCCAGCUCCAUCGCUGGCUGGCUGCCUCCACAAUAUCCAACUCAGAGAGCACAUCGAGUUCCUCUAAUAGCUCAACUGCUUCCGAUGUAGUCCUGGCCAAUAAUGUUAGUUCCUAUGUACAGGCUCCUGCUCCCCGGACCAGCCACACUAUUGCUUUCCCUUCGAGGACUUCGGACAAUGAUAUUUCAACAAUGUACAAGCUUGAGAUGGAGAACCGCAAAGCGAACUGCGUUUACCUUAGGGACAAUUACGCCGAUGAGUUUAUGGAAAGAAGUGACAAAAGGCGCAAGGAGUUAGCAUGCCAUCGCGAACUGGUCGAAUUGCAAGUUGAAAAGACGUAGAAGACGUGCCGUGACUAUGAGCAAAGCCUACGCUCGAGGUUGUUCCAGUUUCGUACUGCUCACACACCGUCUUGGUUGUCGAGCCAAUCCAGUACGAAGACGAAAUCAAAGAAGAGAAGGAGCCUAAGUUUAUUCCGUUCACCGACGAGCAUAUGACCCAAUUAAACAAUUUGAUUAAUGGUAAUCCUCAUCAGGUGGUCAGUUCCAAGUUUAAUCUGCAAACCUGCAGCAGCUGGCUUAACGAUGAGGUCAUCAACUUCUAUAUGAACCUUCUGACCGAGCGCUCAGAGAAACGCUCUGGCGAGCUGCCCAGCGUAUACCAGCGUAUGAAUACAUUCUUUGUGCCGCGCCUGCUGCAGAACGGACACGCCGGUGUGAAGCGCUGGACGCGCAAAGUAGAUAUAUUCAGCAAGGACAUUAUACCGGUGCCAGUGCACUGCAAGACUAUUCGCUACUGCGACUCGAUGGGAAAGCCCAACCAGGACGUGCUGGACGCACUGGAGUCGUACCUGCAACAGGAGUCACUUGACAAACGUAAGCAGCCCUUCGAUACAAGUGACUUCAAGAUCGAGAGCGUGCCGAAUGUGCCGCAACAGACCAAUGGCAGCGACUGCGGCGUCUUCAGCUGCAUGUUCGCCGAGUACAUAUCGCCCGACGCACCGAUAACCUUCUCCCAGGAGAACAUGGACUACUUCCGCAAGAAGAUGAUUCUCGAGAUUUCCGACGGCAAGCUGUGGAACUAAACGCCACCAUACACCGGGAACCUAAUUUAAGUUUAAACACAAACACACAAACUAAAACAAAGGCCAGAGAAGUAAUAUUUA